AGAUAAACGCGGCGGUGAUGCGGCCAGUUGAAGGGAGGCUGAGAAUGAGCACCGGACGAGCGUCUCUUUCCGCUGCCGUCUGUACGUGCACCGAGCAGACUGAUAUCGCUGGGAGGAAAAUGUCAUGUGGGCUGUGGAAAGAGACCCUGGCUUUGGCGGAGGACUACCUGUCCCUUUGCUGCACAAGCCUUCGGCCAGCCCCUCCACCUCCCAGCGAGUCAGCUUCUGCCAUGAGACGCCUGGCCCAGGACAUGGAGAAGCAGCACCAGGCUCGCUUCCACUCCCUCGCUCAGGCCUUUCUGAGGCAGUGUGGGUCUGACCCUUGCUCCAGCCUCAGGAAGGUGAUGGAGGAACUGGUGGGAGACGGACACUUGAACUGGGGGAGGGUUGUUUCCCUUUUCACCUUUACUGGGGUGCUGGCCAGACAACUGGUGGGACAGAACGGGAUAGAGCUGGGGCUGGAACCCGGGCAGGAACUGGGACAGGCGCCUGGGAACUGCAGGGGACUGGCAGAGACCAUAGCUGAUUACCUAGGAGAAGAGAAGAAAGACUGGCUUCUGGAGAAUGAUGGAUGGGAGGGCUUCUGUAAUUUCUCCCGUACUGCCAGAGAGGUGAGCCAGGACUUGUCAAUGAAGACUGCUCUGUUUGCUGCUGCUGGCGUGGGCCUCGCUGGACUCACCUUCCUCUUGGUGCGCUAAAUCCAGACUUUCUACGUCCUCAAUGUGUCCUUCUAGUCCAUACUCUCAUUUCAUUUGGCACAAUUAAGUAGACAUUUGAAUUUCAACGUCAAUGCUGCAAAACAGGGCUUAAUCUUUAGUAAAUUCAGGGUUUUUAUCUCAAGUCAUCAGCUGAAUGUUUCCACAUAUAGACCCCCCCCCACAAACACACACCCUUAAGAUUGUAAAAUGAUCUAAAUGCCUUCAUGAAUUUUGGAGUUGGUGCCAUGUCAGUGUAUUUUCAAACAGGUUAAUUCCUAAAACAGGUCUCUACACCGAAUCAUCUCCUCAAAGUUUCAUUUUCAUGUGCAGCUAAAGAAACUUUUAUUUCCCACAGAUUUUGGUUUUGAUUUUACAAAAAUUGUCAGCUGCCUUUUUAUUCACCUGUUUAGCUCAGUUGUGUAUGUGGUUUUAAAGCCACUCUAGUGUACAAUGUAUAAAUUAAUAUAUUAUAUUUAUAUAAACUUAAACUGUAAGGCAGUGGACUUUUUCUAACCGAUCCACAGCUAAUUCAGUCGUUUCAUUGUUAAAAGUGUGUCUUACCUUCAUGUAAAAUUAUACAAUGAAUAGAGGUGAUGACAGCGCUGAUGAUGAACACACAACGGUGCUAUGAAAUGUUGUGAAAUGUUUCUCAUAUCAAUCGACCAAACCAGGGACCAAUCUGACUUAAAACGCAUUGCUAUUACAACAAACCAUUGCUAUGGCUUGAACCUUAUAUUUUUACAUUGUUUUUGUUCUAUUUAUUUGUGACUGUUUUUGUAAUAAA
This is a messenger RNA of Solea senegalensis (Senegalese sole), 1482 nucleotides long. It is a transcript of the gene bcl2l10, whose product is annotated as BCL2 like 10. The transcript has 3 exons. The record is from RefSeq and is a predicted model, not a curated record. NCBI's taxonomy places the organism in Eukaryota, Metazoa, Chordata, Actinopteri, Pleuronectiformes, Soleidae. Gene Ontology annotation, cellular component: mitochondrial outer membrane. Bases 18 to 698 code for a protein of 226 amino acids. Gene Ontology annotation, biological process: regulation of apoptotic process; extrinsic apoptotic signaling pathway in absence of ligand; intrinsic apoptotic signaling pathway in response to DNA damage. Gene Ontology annotation, molecular function: protein heterodimerization activity; protein homodimerization activity.